This is a messenger RNA of Kluyveromyces lactis, 2778 nucleotides long. It is a transcript of the gene PKH1, whose product is annotated as serine/threonine protein kinase PKH1. Gene Ontology annotation, molecular function: protein serine/threonine kinase activity; ATP binding. The transcript has a single exon. Bases 1 to 2778 code for a protein of 925 amino acids. Gene Ontology annotation, biological process: peptidyl-serine phosphorylation; intracellular signal transduction. The record is from RefSeq and is a predicted model, not a curated record. NCBI's taxonomy places the organism in Eukaryota, Fungi, Ascomycota, Saccharomycetes, Saccharomycetales, Saccharomycetaceae.
AUGUCUUCUGAAGAUUCUUUUAACAAACCCAUUAUACCUACGUCAGGAUCUGCCAGAUCUGUUAUGCAUAGACCAACGCCACCUCCAAUUCCGAUGGAACUAUCACAUCCUCCUCUACCCACUAUCAGAACGACAGAUGAUUUAUCUAACCUCUCAGAAAUGAAGCCAUUUGGGAAGCCGAAUCCUCCUGUUUUAACUAAAGCAUUAACAGACGUUGACAAUUUUAUCUCUUUGGAUCCGAAGUAUUUGAACAGAAGAAACGACUCUCUGUCUUCAGUCGAAACAAUUGAUUCCACGCGAGAUGAUAACAUUUCAAUACCUAAGGAAUUACCCAUUAGCGAAUCAAUGCAGCGUAGGCAGAAGGAAUGGGCAGAUCGUGGUGCUGCAAUGAUAGUGAAGGAUGUUCCGGAUAAGCAAACAGGGAAAAUCACAAAGCAAGUCAUCAAAAAGGGGAUUAAUGAUUUCAAAUUUGGAGAAACGUUAGGUGAUGGAUCUUAUUCAACAGUGCUGCUUGCAACUUCAAUUGAAAGUAAUAAAAAAUAUGCGGUCAAAAUUUUGAAUAAAGAAUACCUCAUCAAACAGAAAAAGGUAAAAUACGUUAAUAUUGAAAAGAAUACCUUGCAGAGGUUGAAGAAUACCAAAGGAAUCAUCUCUUUAUAUUUUACCUUCCAGGAUGAAUCCUCUCUAUACUUUUUGUUGGAAUAUGCACCAAAUGGCGAUUUAUUAUCUCUUAUGAGAAAGCAUGGUUCAGUCAAUGAAAAAUGUACACAGUACUAUGCAGCACAAAUAAUCGAUGCAUUAGGUUUCAUGCAUGACAAGGGAGUUAUACAUAGAGACUUGAAACCAGAAAAUAUCUUGUUAGACGUUGAUAUGAAAGUCAAGUUAACUGAUUUUGGUACUGCAAGGCUUCUAGAUAGUACUUCGGAGGAUGACCUUAAGUACGAUCUGUUGACAAGAUCUAACUCCUUUGUUGGCACAGCAGAAUAUGUAUCACCAGAAUUGUUGAAUGAUAACUACGUUGAUUUUAGGUGUGACAUUUGGGCAUUUGGUUGCAUUCUUUUCCAAAUGAUAGCCGGGAAACCGCCAUUUAAGGCGAACAAUGAAUAUUUGACAUUCCAGAAGGUAAUGAAAGUUCAAUUUGCUUUUACCGCUGGCUUCCCAAUGACUGUGAGAGAUUUGGUGAAAAAUAUUCUAAUUAAAAACCCAGAAAGAAGAUUGCUGAUCAAUCAAAUUAAAGCUCACCAGUUUUUCGCCGAUGUAAACUUCGGUAACGGCUCAGUUUGGGAUAAAGACCCCCCAGAACUUGGUCCAUACAAGGUUUCCGCCCGUGCUUUGCAAUCCUCGGUACCGAAGGUGGCCUCGUCUCCGGCUAUUAAUCCAAUUCAUGAACCUGUUCGACAAAGCUCAGUAUCACCGAAGAUAACCCCUAAAAACACGACAACAGCACAAAGGCCAAAUGGUGACACGACAUCCACCACAACAAAACGUGAGUUAGACCCUAGAACACAGCGGAUUUUGAAUAAUGUUAAAAAAGAAAUUUCUCAGCGGAACCACAGACGGGCUGCCCUUAAACCAUCACAACAAUACUCCGGCUCUCCAAGCCAAGGUGAUAUCACUCCUAAUCCUGCAACAGCAGCAGCAGCAGCUCUUCAGCAAAUUAAGCAACCAUUAAAUGAAACGACAGCAAAAUCUUCAACUUCUUCUGCGGGUUCUGGAAGAAGUCAAAGGAAACCUAGUGGCUCCAACCGCAGUGCAAGUACAAAUUCAUCAUCAUCCAAGUCUGCUCCUCCUUCAUCGUCUUCUAAUAUCAGAAAAAUAUCGUCCGAUUUAUCUCCAAUGAGUAAAUUAGAUAUAAUGUGGUCGUACUACUUAAAAAAUAUACAAGAACGUGUGAUAAAGAUGGGGGAGAUCAAUGUUACCACGCUCAAAAACCAAAGUCUUGAAGCGAAGAUUAGCAAGUCAAAGCUCUCCCUCUUAGAUGCAGACGGAAGGGUGCAGAAAAAAAAUACUCUACUGACUCAAGUUGUUAGAGGAGGCGGAAAUGUAACUGGCUUUCGUCAAGAGAACUCAAACUUGGUUGAGCAUGACUUUUAUAGUGAGUAUCUGAUUGAUCCUGAAAAUGUUGAAGCGAGCUAUCGUAAGCAAUCUGGCGCAGAUGAGGCUUCGCAUGAGGGUAUGUCAAAAUUGAAACAUUUCUUUUCAAAGGCACCUGAUGCACCUGCAGAAUUUAUCGCACAAUCAGAAUAUAUUAAAAGAAUGUGUGUAAUAACGACAUUCGGAAGGUGCCUUUUAUUUGCUAGAAAAAACAAAAUUAAUCAAAAUUCAAACCUUUUCUAUGAUCUAGAAUAUGAGAUAGAUUUGUCACAGUUAGGUGUUCGCAUAAAGGAGGUUGUACCAGAGAAGAAGACAAGUUCGAAAGAUAUCUUCGUUGUACAGACGCCAUUCAAAACAUUUGUAUUUCAAACGGACGAAUCAGAUACCCUGGUAUGGUUGCAUUCCCUAACUUCAGCGAUUAAAAGCAAAAAUGAAAGAUUCACUAAUAAUGAAACAUCAAUCAAUCCCAUUGCUAACAAAGCGGCAUUACUAGCUGAGCAGGAAGCCGAAACACAACUUAAUGGGUAUAAAACUACAAAAACUCCUUUCCUCACUAAAAGAAGGUCCAGUUUUACCUCACAGAGACAAAAACAAAACAAUAACGGGAAGCUGGGUACAAGACCAAUAUCAAGUGGAUCUAGAAUGCUUUCCCGGAGCGAGCAAAUCUUUAGAACAAACAAAUGA